Molecule: messenger RNA, 1611 nt
Organism: Trematosphaeria pertusa
Lineage: Eukaryota; Fungi; Ascomycota; Dothideomycetes; Pleosporales; Trematosphaeriaceae
Exons: 5
Coding region: 1-1611 (536 amino acids)
Source: RefSeq, a predicted model, not a curated record
AUGCACUUGCUGACUGGAGCCGACUGCUGGUGGGAGUACUCCCCUCCUGGAGGAAUGAAUGUGCAGUAUCCUUUCACUCCCGUAGAGGCGGCCGCGUCUAUUACCGGUAUCGCGCCGCUAAAUACUGAACACGUUUUCGAGAUACAUUCGCUAGGCGCCUUUAUCGAGCGCAUAGCUAAUCCUAACCCUCAAUCAGGUGGCCGGACCGACUGCGAUACCGUCACUGAAGCGUUCAACCAGAUAUUCCCUCUCGGUGCACCGGACGAUUUUGUGGGGUUCACCCCAAAUCAGCUCUUAGGCCGGGCCAUCACGGACAACAACAGACCUUGGGAAUUUAUUUUGAUCAAUUCCAAGAUGAAUGCCUGGAAGUCCAAAAUCAUGAGUAAGGAUACCGCACUAUACUUUGACCCUACGAAAGAUGUUCCAAGGACAGAUCCAAGCAACAGGAAGUGGCGCGAGGUUUGGGACGAACUCUUGUUCAAGAUCAUGGAGGUGCAGGCCACUAUGGACUAUUUGAAUCACGACACGACGGUUGAGAUUUUUGCCGCGACGAACCAGCGCGUGCGACGGGUUCUGUCUUUUAUGGACGCGAUGAGGGUUGGAAGCGCGGAAAACUCAAUAUUCGCUCGACCCAUGUCUGGUAAUCCCGACGCCUUAUGGGUCGACAUUUACGAUGAGUGGAUGGGCGGAUUUCUAACCACCGUUCACAACAAGAUGGUCAACUGGAUGACCGACGAAGCCCUCCCCAAUCUGGACACCGUCAUCCGGCGAGCAAUGAACCACGAAGACCCAUACGAAGCGCAGCAGGCGGCCACAUAUGCCCAGACUGUCCAGGACGCCAUCGGCCCAAACAGCGACCCGAAUAACAUUCUCCGCAGGCCCCUCGGCCUCGAUCUCGCCAAAUACUCAGCCGCAUUUCAGUUCAUGCAGGCGCAGGUAUGUGGGGAGGUUCGCUGGAAGCCCUACUUCAUAAGCACCAAGCGCGACGCAGACCCCCGCCCAGCCGGAAACGGAAACAGCACCUCCUGCUGUCCCAAAGAUCUCAAGUGCACAGCCCCUGGAUGCGGAAAUACCACAGACUACACCCCCGACGGCACCUGCGACGGCUUCUACCGCAACUGCCCCUGCGUCAAGGAAGAAGUACCGCCCGAACCUGUCUGCCGCGAGGACCUGCCAUGCUUCCUCUGCGACGGCAUGCUCAUCACCGGCGCCCUCAACGGCGACUGCUCCCCGGAGCACAAGAAAUACGGAAACUGCAGCUGCACCGCCUCGCGCAACAGCGAAGUGCUCUGCGUCUCGGUGCCGAUGUGCAAGGAAAAGUACUGCCGGGGCGGCAUGCUAGCGGGCGCGGCGCCGCUGUCUUCGCUGGCUAUGUGUCGGCGGGGUGACUGGUCGGGCUGCGAUUGCAAGCCUGAUGUUGGCAUUCCUGGGUGGUGUCCGGAAGAUCCGCUUGAUUGCGCGAGUUCGAAGUGCAAUGGGGAUGGGGAGUAUUGCACGGCGGAGAGCGCGAAGGGGUGUUACUGCAAGAACGAGGAUGACGGGGGUGGAAAUCCGCUGUGUGAUAUAUCGCCGUUUAGUUGGAUAUGUUUGCUUGGGAGGAGGUUGGCGUAG